Messenger RNA from Aspergillus thermomutatus, 1656 nucleotides. RefSeq names its product metallophosphoesterase family protein. Gene Ontology annotation, molecular function: phosphoprotein phosphatase activity. The record is from RefSeq and is a predicted model, not a curated record. Gene Ontology annotation, cellular component: cytoplasm. Lineage: Eukaryota; Fungi; Ascomycota; Eurotiomycetes; Eurotiales; Aspergillaceae. The transcript has 3 exons. Bases 1 to 1656 code for a protein of 551 amino acids.
AUGACUCGCCGACUUGUUCGGACGGGCGUGCAGCUCGCUGUCAUCGCCUCAAUUGCAUUACUCCUUGUGGUGAUUCUGGACAAUAAAUUUCGUGUGCUGCCGGCGUCCAUCCAUGGCCACCUUCCCUCUCACUAUGCUGGCUACGUCGUCACCGAUGUGACUGUUGUCACAUGCUCUUCUCUCAGUCUCUUUUCCAGUUGCAAGGUGGACCCGAAGGCAUGGUCUAGAAUUGAAAAGGACCUCUAUCUGCGCUCGGGGUGGACGUCCAGUGCUUAUGUACAAUUUCAACGGAAGAAGGAAGAGGAACUGCUCGCAUCUGAUAAGGUGGUGAUCGAUUUGAGGAUAGGCCGACUGACACCGCAGUCCUCGAAUGACCCACAUGGAGAGAAAAUUGACUGGGAGCAGAGGCCAGGUGGCAUCUGGCUGAAGCGGACGGCCAAGCGCCAUGCCAGUGACUCGCAGAAAGCGAUCACCUCGAUCGAUGUUUUGUUCGGUGCGGACGCGGUUGAUCCGCGUGUGGGCUGGGAGGUGAAAGACACUCCGCUGCUGCUGGAUAGUCGGACAGAGGAGUUGGAGGCCCGCAUCAGUAUUCGAAGGGGAGACCCACCAAAGACCAAGAAGCCCAUUCCACGCAUUAAUGAGAAUGGGAAAUUUAAAAUCAUGCAACUGGCAGAUCUUCACCUGAGCACUGGACUUGGCGUGUGUCGAGACCCAGUUCCGGUAGAGCCCGUGCCUGGUCAGAAGUGUGAAGCGGACCCUCGGACCCUGGAGUUUGUGGAAAGACUUCUCGACGAGGAGCAACCCGAUUUUGUUGUCCUGAGCGGUGACCAAGUCAACGGUGAAACUUCGAAAGAUGCCCAGAGUGCGCUCUUCAAGUCGGUCAAGUUACUUGUCGACCGCAAGAUACCCUACGCAGCCAUAUUCGGCAACCACGACGACGAAGGCAACCUUAGUCGAGAACAGCUUAUGACCAUACUUGAAGAUCUGCCUUACUCCUUGUCGACCGCCGGCCCCGAAGAUGUGGAUGGGGUUGGAAACUAUAUUGUCGAAGUCCUCGGUCGUGGAACGACCGCGCACUCGGCUUUGACUCUGUACCUGCUCGACUCGCAUUCCUACUCUCCAGAUGAACGUCAAUUCCGAGGCUACGAUUGGAUCAAACCGAGCCAGAUUCGGUGGUUCAAAAACACAGCGCAAAGCCUCAAAGCAAAACACCAUGAAUACAGUCACAUGCACAUGAACAUGGCUUUUAUUCAUAUUCCGCUUCCAGAAUACCGUGACUCCACAAAUUACUAUAGAGGGAAUUGGUCGGAGGCCCCUACCGCACCAGGUUUCAACUCUGGUUUUAAAGAUGCUCUGGAAGAGGAAGGAAUUUUGUUCGUGAGUUGCGGGCACGAUCAUGUCAAUGAUUACUGCAUGCUUAACAAAGAUCGAGAUCAGAAGCCGUCUCUCUGGAUGUGCUACGGAGGCGGCGCUGGCUUCGGAGGCUACGGAGGUUAUGGUGGCUAUGUCCGUCGCGUUCGUUUCUAUGAUUUUGACAUGAACCCCGGGCGCGCUGUGACGUACAAGCGACUUGAAUACGGCGAAGUAGAGGCCAGGAUCGAUGAGAUGAUGAUCAUCGACGGAGGUACAGUGAAAGGACCCGACGAAAAUCAUUGA